Molecule: messenger RNA, 817 nt
Organism: Boeremia exigua
Lineage: Eukaryota; Fungi; Ascomycota; Dothideomycetes; Pleosporales; Didymellaceae
Exons: 3
Coding region: 302-559 (85 amino acids)
Source: RefSeq, a predicted model, not a curated record
CACAACGACAGGCACAGAGCUACUAUCUUCCGAGAUAUCGUACAGCCACUGCAUUUCAAUCUAGUUGCUUGGGCGUCAGCCCGGGCGUCCAAUCACAACAACCCAUACCAGCGGCUAGCCAUGAUGCUCAGCCUUGCGCGCGGCGAUCGAACUUCAACGCCUCCUACACAUGUAUAGGUACAUGUGUACUUAUAGUCCUGCAGUCAGGUUGCACGCCAACCUCUAAACACCAUACGACACUACAAGCUCAUCGACGCAACAACCCCGCGUCUUAUCUCUUUGUUCGAAGACGUCACUCGCAAUGGAUAUCGCAGGUCUCGAGUCUCUCGCCGGCGGCCGCACAGGCGGGCAUCCGUACAGCGGUCCAGAUGGGGAGGCGCGGUUCGCCAAGAUGAAAGCGAAUGUCGUGCGAGAGUGGGAGGAGGAGCAGAGGAAGAAGAAAGCGGAAGAGGCGGCGGCGUUGGAAAAGGAGAGGGUUCGGAAAGAGUCUGGGGUUUCUGAGGUGGAAGAGAAGAAGAGCAAGGUAGGGAGGCUAAAGACAAAGCUAUUCGGACAGUGAGCGAGUGUGAGGAGUUCGAGGUGCGGCUACCUUUUGUCACUGUCUCUGCAUUUCGGUAGGUGUGCAAGGUGGAUCUGCUUGCAUCCAAUCUCCUCCUUUUAUUACAGUGUUUUCCUCUCCAUACGAUCGAUAUUUUUGGCUGGCCUCAAGCUCAAAUUUCCUCAGUACCCGAAAAACGUACUAGAUACUUUGUCGAUGAGUAUCGCGUGGGAUUUCGGAGAGUGAUCAAACUUUUCAUCAAUGGUAUUGACAUUAAGC